This is a messenger RNA of Paramecium tetraurelia, 688 nucleotides long. RefSeq lists its product as uncharacterized. The transcript is spliced from 4 exons. NCBI's taxonomy places the organism in Eukaryota, Ciliophora, Oligohymenophorea, Peniculida, Parameciidae. Gene Ontology annotation, molecular function: structural constituent of ribosome. Gene Ontology annotation, cellular component: 90S preribosome; small-subunit processome; ribosome. The record is from RefSeq and is a predicted model, not a curated record. Gene Ontology annotation, biological process: translation; ribosomal small subunit biogenesis; rRNA processing.
AUUUAAAUAAAAAAUCAAAUUUUUAUCAGGAAUGGCAGCAAAUAAGUUCUGGAAAAAAAGUGAAUUAACAAAUUUGGAAUAAUAAGUUGGUGUUGCAUUGACCUAAAUCGAGCAAUCAGUCACAGAAGCCAAGAAUCUUAAGGUUUCAUCAGUUGUUGAUUAUACAGCAAAAAUCAAUGCUAAGAAGUAAGUUUAUUUAGUAUUCAUCCCCCAUCCAUGCUUAUCAAUCUACAAUAAAGUGAGCUCAAAAUUAUUACCAGAAUUAGAGAAGAGAUUGAAGGCAACAAUAUUGGUUGUUGCAAAGAGAACAAUUGAAAGCAAGUGGGUUAAAAGUCACAGAUCUCAAACAAGACCAAAUUCAAGAACACUCACAUCUGUCUAUGAUGGACUUCUUGAUGAUCUUGUUGCACCAUCUACCAUCUUGGGAAGAAGAACAAGAGUUAGAGUCGAUGGCACUAAAUUCUAUAGAAUCUUUUUGGAUGAAUAAGAUAAAAAUGAAGUCGAACCAAGACUCGAUGCAAUCAAAGCUGUCUAUAAAUUAUUAACAACAAGAGAAUUAGAAUUUGAAUUCAGAAGAGACGAUGUCUUCUACUCAAAAAGAGGUGGAGCCAAGAAAGCAACAAAAAAAUGAUGAGCAUUAAUAUUUUAGUACAAUAUAAUAAAUACACCAAAUAAAACAUUAAUUUUA